Rotaria sp. Silwood1 is the source of this 741-nucleotide messenger RNA. The record is from the annotation of a GenBank genome assembly. Lineage: Eukaryota; Metazoa; Rotifera; Eurotatoria; Philodinida; Philodinidae.
AUGGGCCUGAAAGGGUUAAUGCAUACAACAUACCAACAGAUCAAACAACUUGAUAAUCAUAUUUUACCUUAUUUAAAACAUCUUUCAAUUCAAAAUAUGCAUUUAUCACUUUCAACUGAUUUGCCUGAUAUAUGUAACAAAAUAUUUUCGAAUGAUUCUUCUCAUUUACAAUCUUGCUUUUUAUCGAAUAAAACAAUCAUAAAAAGAACACAACAAUGGAUGCAAAUGCCAUCAUUACGUGUUUUAAAAGUCGGACUUAUCAAUUUAUUGGCUUAUAAAGCCACUCUAUCAUCAUGUCCAAAUUUAUAUUCUUUUAAAUUUAUUACAUUUGUCGAGACUGAAAUACCUUCUGAAAUCAAAUCACAUUUAAAUAUUAAACGUUUAAUAUUAAAGAAUGAUUAUUUUUUUAAAUCUUGGGAUAAUCGUAUUAUUGAAACUUAUCUUUCAUGUGUACCCAAUCUCGAACAACUUUGCAUGUAUCGUCAUAUUUUCAGUUCAAAUAUGAAAAACUGUCUAACGAAUUAUGAUUGGUGUGCAUCAUUAAUUGGUUCGCAUUUGCCAUUACUUCGUCGAUUUAAUUUCUAUCUACAUGUCGUUGAAUUAGAAAAUGUCGAUAUAGAUAAUAUUGUUCGCCAAUGUAUAGAAAAUUUUCAAUCUGCUCAUAAUACUAGAUAUCAAUCUUGGUUUGUUAUAAAACGCUCACCGAUGCCAAAUCUUCUUGAACGAAAAACUCCGUUGUAA